Cherax quadricarinatus is the source of this 363-nucleotide messenger RNA. The record is from RefSeq and is a predicted model, not a curated record. Lineage: Eukaryota; Metazoa; Arthropoda; Malacostraca; Decapoda; Parastacidae.
AAUAACAUCGCCAGUAGUGAUAGUUCCCACAUAGCAGCGAAAUAGGAGUGCUAGUCUAGUUACCAACCCUUAUAAAAAGUAUACUUUUAGAUAUUAAUUCUCAGGUAGAGUCAUAGAGAGGCAGGACAUGAGAGAUAACAGCGCCACGGAAGGAUAAACACCACAGUGACGUCACUUUAUUCAUUGUUUUCCUAGAAUUUGGUUAAUGUUAGUGAAGUCUCGUGACCUGUUACGUCUGGCUCCAGAGUAGAGAUCGAGGAAUAGUGAGUGUAGACGUAGAAUAGUAUAGCACCUUAACCUCAAGACAAUGGCUGGCUCUGCUGCUGCACCAACAUCCUUAGUAGAGAUCACUGUCUCAUGCAG